Molecule: messenger RNA, 576 nt
Organism: Lachancea mirantina
Lineage: Eukaryota; Fungi; Ascomycota; Saccharomycetes; Saccharomycetales; Saccharomycetaceae
Source: the annotation of a GenBank genome assembly
AUGUUCGACUGGAACACCACCGUCGGGCUCGUCCGCACCGGCAAACUCGAUCAACUCGUGCGCACCCCAAGGGUCGCCCAGCAAUACCGAGUCUUCCGCGAUGAGCUGGCUCGCAAGGGCUCCUCCCUGCUCAACAACAUUCUCGAGAACCGGCUGCAUUGGUCCGGUGAAAGUCUGGCAGGGCUCGAAGCCCAAUACCCAGACUGCGACCGGCAAGCGGUCGCGUUCUUCUCUAGACCGGAUCUCUAUGCUGUCCUACCUAACGAUUUCCCCUACGACCUCGAGGCCGACGUUCAUCACCUCGUCGUGUGGAGCAAGGUGCGGAUCCCACUCUACAAACAAGACAAAGACGAUCCCUGUGCAAUGGACCUUGUGGUCCGUGACAAGAUCGACCGGUUCCUCCAACACAACCUGGCCCGCUACGCGCUGACAGAGUUCGUUUGGUUCAUCAACUACCCGCAUUUGCAAAGCGUGAAAACCGUGUCACAUGUUCACGUCCUCGUGCGCGCCCACCAACGCAAUCCAGUGAUCCAGUUACUUGCAGAAGACGAUUUUGAGCCUGUAGGCGAGAGCUAA